Owenia fusiformis is the source of this 994-nucleotide messenger RNA. Lineage: Eukaryota; Metazoa; Annelida; Polychaeta; Sabellida; Oweniidae. The record is from the annotation of a GenBank genome assembly.
CAUUGAUCAGCCUAAUUUCGUUUCUGUGCGCACCUCAGGCAUUUAGCAUUUUCGCGAUAGAAUAACAUCAAUAUUAUACCUUAACACAGAAAAACAAAAGGAAUUAUCUCUAUGAAUCGUUCCAGGAGAGCAUGUUCUUUGUAGAUUGUGCAGCCAUAAAGAAAAUACUCUUUUAAUGUUGACCUUGGAGUAGCUUCCGUUAUAAGACUUGUGGGUAAAAACAAAGAUGGCGGCCCUCAUGAAAAGAAACCUGUAUGUCACACCAUGGGCAAUUGUGCGUCACAAAGUGAAUCUGAAGGGAAAGCCCAGGCCAACUUGGUAUGAAAGAUCAAUUGUUGAAAAGAUAAGUGUGCCAUUGAUGCCUCGGGCUCCAGUUGAUUAUGCCAACAGAUGUGGGAAGCUGAAUAAUCAGAGGCAACAGUUGAUACAAGAUCAUCCAUAUCAAGAUUUCCUUAUCCGUAGAUGUAAAGAAAUGUUUGAGAAGAACAGUAUGGUAGCUGUCUUCCAACAGCUUAGUGCAAGUCGCAAUGAGCAGAACAAAAAUUUGAACAAGUUCAGGAAAAAAGGAUUUACUUGCCACCAUUUUAACAACCUAGUUGUGAAGAGAUCUAUAGCUGACACUAAGUGGGCAAACAUGGCACCUUUGUUUGUCUCAUCAACAUUUUUUAUCGCAAGUGAGGAGGCAAAAGUGAAAGAUCUUGUACAAGCCAGUAAGAAGGUGACAGACUUUGUACUAUUAGGUGCAGUAGCAGACGAUAGGUUAUUUUCCAAGCAGGGUCUGAUGGACUAUGCAGCAUUACCAGACAUAGAGACAAAACGUGCUGAAUUAGUUGGCAUACUCAAUCAUGCAGCAUCAAAUACAAAAUCUCUGUUAGAGAGACACCAACAGACUCUGAGUACAAGUUUAGGACAGUUCAUUAAACAAAAUACACAAUCAGAAACAUUAAAUGAAUCUAAUCAGACUGAAACUAAAGAUGGUGGUAAUUCUUCUUGA